AUGCACAUCAAAGGAAAAGUUGCCAUAAUUACCGGCGGUGCAGGUGCUCUUGGACAAGCAAUGGCCAGAGCUUUGUUGGAGAAAGAAGCCAAGGUGUCUAUCUUUGACAUCCAUGCUGACAGAGGUGCUGAGAUAGAGUCUUCACUACAGAGUCAGUUUGGAGGAGACAAAGUGUCCUUCUCGCUGUGCGAUGUAACUGACGAAAAGGGUUUCAAAGAGGCCUUCGACGGCGUCGUGGCACGUUAUGGACAGGUGGACAUCAUGGUCAAUAAUGCAGCCGUCAUCAACGAGAAGAUAGACAUUGACAAGAUGCUGAUGGUUAACCUGGGUGGCACCAUCAGAGGUUCGAACCUCGCCAUCAAGCACAUGAGGAAGGAUGAAGGUGGGGAAGGUGGUGUGGUCGUCAACGUCUCCUCCAUUACAGGUUUAGAGCCGAUCUUCACUGUCCCAGCUUAUACAGCAACAAAGACCGGGGUAGUAGGAUUCACAAGAUCCUGGGCAACAAAUCCCUAUCUGAAAGACCUGGGCUUGAGAUUCUGCUUGGUGUGCCCCACAGCCUUCAAAUCGUUUACAAUUCCUGAUCCAACGUCAAAUGCAUUGUAUGUUGAGGACAUGAAGAAGCUUUAUGGAAAGGGUGGCUUCGAAGAUGCAAAGGACAUAGCUGCUUCUGUGAAUGAUCUGCUGGAGGAUGACGACAGUAACGGCACCAUAAUUCACACGUGUCCCGAAGGACAGAAUCGUAGGGUGAAGAUAGAGGCGACUGAUGAAUCAACUUAAGGAGUCACUCUCAAAUACAUUGCCAAGCAGUUGGUUAUCAGAGAGGUUCUGAGAUCGAUUAGCGUGAAAUUUUGUACAGCAAAACGUCAAUGUUCAUUUUUUAAUUAAAAACUAUGCUGAAUCAAUAUCACAUACUUAUUGAUUUUUCAAGGUAUCUGUUGUGCUUCCUGACAUUGAAAUAUUCGCAGACUGUAUUUGGAAUGGUGAAUACAUGUUUUACUUCGAUUUACCUUUGUUAAUGACUAAGUAAAAUACAUAACCCUGUACAGUACAGACGGAAUAUACCACUGUUGCUGACGUACGUCUGUACUUUGCCCUUCUAGUAAUUGA
This is a messenger RNA of Haliotis rubra (blacklip abalone), 1107 nucleotides long. Its product is annotated as 15-hydroxyprostaglandin dehydrogenase [NAD(+)]-like. Gene Ontology annotation, cellular component: cytoplasm. The coding region runs from base 1 to 777 and encodes 258 amino acids. NCBI's taxonomy places the organism in Eukaryota, Metazoa, Mollusca, Gastropoda, Lepetellida, Haliotidae. The transcript is spliced from 7 exons. Gene Ontology annotation, molecular function: oxidoreductase activity, acting on the CH-OH group of donors, NAD or NADP as acceptor. The record is from RefSeq and is a predicted model, not a curated record.